AUGGCUGACUCCGAUGCUCCCGCGGUCGUCCAUGUCGACCCCACCGAGACCGGAGUGUAUGAAAUAGAGAGUUUAUGUAUGAACUGUCGCGAUGAGGGAAUAACUAGAAUCCUUCCCAUCAAAAUUCCGUACUUCAAGGAGAUCCUUCUCGAGUCCUUUUCCUGCGAUCACUGCGGCUGGAAGAACAACACGGUCAAAAGUGCAGGACAAAUACAAGAGAAGGGAGCGAAAUUUACUUUCAGACUGGACGAUAUGGCCGACUUCCAGAGACAGAUUGUUCGCGGUGACACGGGUAUUUUCCGCAUCGAAGACCUGGGUCUGGAGACGCCACCGGCUCCUGGCCAAUUCACCAACCUUGAGGGUAUGAUCACGAAAAUAAAAACCGACUUGGAGAGUGAUCAACCAGCGAGGAAGGAGGUGAAUCCGGGCCUCUAUAACUCCCUAGAAACAGUCAUUCAAAAGCUGGGGAAUAUGUUACAAGGGAACAGUUUCCCGUUCACCGUCACGCUCGACGAUAUCUCGGGUAAUUCGUUUAUCGAACCCUCUCCAGACGACAAGGGCACCAAAUAUUCUCGCACUGACUACCUCCGGAGCCACGAACAGAACGUGCAGCUGGGUUUGGUGGUCGAUGAUGACGCAACCGAAGACACCGGCGGUAUGGAAGGCGUCGAUAUUGUCGACAAUGAAGUUUAUGAGCUACACGCUGAGUGCCCGGCCUGCGGAAAGCCGUGUACUGUCAACAUGAAGAAGACCAAUAUUCCCCAUUUUAAAGAGGUUAUCAUCAUGGCGACGGUCUGUGACCACUGUGGCUUCAGAACGAGUGACGUCAAGACUGGCGGUGCAGUACCGGAUAAAGGAAAGCGCAUCACGCUGGAAAUCAAGACGAUUGAGGACAUGUCUAGGGAUAUUUUGAAGUCGGAGUCCUGCGUUUUGAAAAGUCAAGACCUUGGGUUGGAGGUCCAGCCUGGCACACUCGGAGGCCGGUUUACUACGGUCGAGGGACUCCUUACGCAAGUCCGUGACCAGCUUCACAGUCAAAUUUUUGAUGUGGGAGAUGCAGACAUUGCGGGAGGAGAUUCCAUGACAGCAGACACACGGUCGAGGUGGGACAGCUUUUUCGCCAAGCUCGACAACGCCAUCGCAGCCAAAUUCCCCUAUUCCAUCACCCUCGAGGAUCCAUUGGCGAACUCGUUUGUGCAGUUGAAUGCGGACCCCGGCAAGGAUCCACAGGUCAAGGUCGAGGAGUAUGAAAGGACCGAAGAGGAAAUGGAGGAUCUAGGACUGAAGGAUAUGAAGACUGAGGGCUACGAGAAAGAAGACGAACAAUCAUGA
This is a messenger RNA of Fonsecaea erecta, 1332 nucleotides long. RefSeq lists its product as hypothetical. NCBI's taxonomy places the organism in Eukaryota, Fungi, Ascomycota, Eurotiomycetes, Chaetothyriales, Herpotrichiellaceae. Gene Ontology annotation, cellular component: nucleus; cytoplasm. Gene Ontology annotation, molecular function: zinc ion binding. The record is from RefSeq and is a predicted model, not a curated record. The transcript has 2 exons. The coding region runs from base 1 to 1332 and encodes 443 amino acids.